Messenger RNA from Megachile rotundata (alfalfa leafcutting bee), 1048 nucleotides. RefSeq names its product troponin C type IIIa (gene TpnCIIIa). Lineage: Eukaryota; Metazoa; Arthropoda; Insecta; Hymenoptera; Megachilidae. Gene Ontology annotation, molecular function: calcium ion binding. The record is from RefSeq and is a predicted model, not a curated record. Gene Ontology annotation, cellular component: myosin II complex.
AGGUCCGCUCCAGGGCCAUAUAGUGAGACUCUAUCGUGAAGUAACUGAUAAAUCCAAUACUUUCUUUUCGUACAAUUGCCCCUCGUUUCGAAACCGAGAGAUACGUUACGUUGUUGGAAUUUCUUCCCUGUUACAGUUGUUUUCAGUGAAAAGGAAGGUUUCAUCGGACGAUAUAGAUGAAUGGCCCGAGAGAGACGGGACGAGGAAAUCCGAGUAAAUUUCAAAAACGGGUAUUACCCGGUCAAUCACGUGCCAGAAGAUCAUCUUAAUGUCCACAUAAAACAGAAGAUCACAGCCAGAAUCUGGUGCAUACCCGGAUAAGUCGUCGACGUUGUCGUGUGUUAACACCAGUUUCUCAAGUGCACAUCUAACCACCCUUUUAACAUGGAUGACCUGACCAAAGAUCAAAUUGCCCUGUUGAAGAAGGCUUUCGACGCCUUCGACGCAACAAAGAAGGGUAGCAUCGGCACUGACAUGGUGGGCACAAUAUUGACCAUGUUGGGUUACGAACUCAGCGAGAAAACACUGAAGGAAAUCAUUCAGGAAGUUGACGAAGAUGGUUCUGGUCAACUGGAAUUCGAGGAGUUCUGCACGCUGGCCGCAAGAUUCUUGGUGGAAGAAGAUUCCGAAGCGAUGCAGCAGGAAUUACGCGAAGCAUUCCGAUUGUACGACAAAGAGGGUAACGGUUACAUAACCACGGCUGUGUUUCGUGACAUUCUCCACGAGUUGGACGACAAACUGACGCCACAGGAGCUAGACAUGAUGAUCGAGGAGAUCGACGCUGACGGCUCGGGAACACUCGACUUCGACGAGUUCAUGGAAGUCAUGACUGGCGGUGACGACUAAAUUGCACGCUGGAUAAUUGUAAUAGACAGCGGCCACGAUUAAACACGACAACGCUUGCCAACCUGUUCGAAUCUCUUCGAUCGUCAGUUCAACAGCGGACACCGGGUCAAAUCUUUAACGUUGAUCGGCGAUAACGUCGGCGACAUUUUGUCUUUAAUGCACAGGAGAUGCAAAUGUGAUUCAAUAAAGAUUUCAAACUUAA